Messenger RNA from Alternaria viburni, 1167 nucleotides. RefSeq lists its product as uncharacterized. Gene Ontology annotation, molecular function: metalloendopeptidase activity. NCBI's taxonomy places the organism in Eukaryota, Fungi, Ascomycota, Dothideomycetes, Pleosporales, Pleosporaceae. The record is from RefSeq and is a predicted model, not a curated record. The transcript is spliced from 5 exons. The coding region runs from base 1 to 1167 and encodes 388 amino acids.
AUGUACCGCAAUCUGAGCAUCCUUGCCAUAGCACUCUCAAUCAAUGGACUUACCUCCGCUAAGCCCAUCAAUGGAAAGUUCCACGCUGUGAAGCGGGCAGAUCCUGUGUCCUACCCCUACGGCGAUGCACUCCCCAACGAAUUUCAGUGGCUUGGCUGGGACGCCAACGAUGAAGAUCAAAAGAAAGACGGGCAAAAGAUACACGAAGCGUUCAAGCAAUGGGCAGACUUAGCCAAAGCAGGCAUUACGGCUGCCGGAGGCGCUCCCGACAACGUGCACUUCAAACGUUUCUUCGGCAAGCAAGACGCGGACGACACAGAAGCCAUUCAAAAGACCAUGGCAAACAUGUACGACACCACAGCAGACUCGGCUACAGAAACCAUUAAGAAAAUGGUCCUUGAGCGUUCUGACUUCGGCGACCAUUGUGAGAAAGACGGUUGGUUCGCGUACACAACUCCCACGGAUGGACACUUCCACCUGUGUCCCAAAGCAAUUGCCCUCAAGCAAAAUUCGGAGACCGAAUGUGCGGAUUUCAAGCGAGACUACAUCGACAACACGGCGAGGACGCUGUCUUUUGUCAUGCUACACGAGUUCACGCACUACGACUUUGUGGCAGACGACAGGAUCGGUGGUAUCAUUGAUAACGCCAUAACUUCUGUCAAUUGCUUCAACCUUGAUGAUGACGAAAAGCUCAACAAUGCUCAGAGCUACGCGUUCAACGGCGCAGAGCAAUACUGGUCCGACAAAUGUCCAGACAAAGACUUCACCGACCCUGGUGUUAAACGACCGGAGCAAACUCCUACACCGACCCCCACACCCACACCCACACCAACCCCCGAACCCGUAGCCCCCUACGCCGACCAACCAGGCCAAUGCCACAUCCACGUCAACGAAUACGAAACCUGCGACUCUCACGACGAAAACCUCAGCGUCGAAAUAACAAUGUGGGACGUUUCCGGCGCCCAAAUCGGCUACGUCGACAGGACCGUCGCCGGUGCCGGAAACCCACUCAUGAUGAAGAGCAAGCUAGAAAACACCCUCGAAGUCACGCCAGAGAACCAGAAGGAUUACAUCCAAUUCACGCUGGGCGGCCAGUCAUGGGCGACGAACAAGGAUAACGAUGAGAGUGCGCCGACGUAUUGUAAGUGGUACGGCUCAGGAGUCUAA